This is a messenger RNA of Hylaeus anthracinus, 778 nucleotides long. RefSeq lists its product as uncharacterized. The transcript is spliced from 3 exons. The record is from RefSeq and is a predicted model, not a curated record. Lineage: Eukaryota; Metazoa; Arthropoda; Insecta; Hymenoptera; Colletidae. Gene Ontology annotation, biological process: regulation of synaptic transmission, cholinergic; positive regulation of voltage-gated potassium channel activity; sleep. The coding region runs from base 171 to 638 and encodes 155 amino acids.
CGGGCAAUCUAACCAAGUCUAACAACAUUGAGACAAUCUACGACACCGUGAACUGUGACAAACUGACAAAUAAGUGAUUCGCGUCAUUCAUGUAACACGAGGAGUAUUUGAAAUUGUUUUGUUAGAUGUUCGAACUGCUCUUACAGUGAUAUACAUAUAAAUCUAAUACCAUGAAUAAAUCAGUUUUUGCUGUCUUCUUGUUAAGUUUAUUUAUUACCAAAGGAAACAGUUUAUACUGCUACAGAUGUAACAGUAAUCAUCCUGGGUGUGGCACACCCUUAAAUUGGUUAUGGUAUUGGGGAGAAACCUGUCCAGAAUACGAUGAUAAAUGUGUGAAAAUUAUUGAAAGAAAAGGAGCUGAAACUAUUAUAACACGAGAGUGUCUGAGCUCUGUUCGUAGCUUUAGAACAGACAUUCCUGCCGAUAGGUAUGAAGGCUGUCGACCUGCUGCUAAGGAUGUUCGAUUAGGACAUUACGUAAAUAAUAGCAUCUCUCAAUUAGAUAUUCAUAGAGAUUAUUAUGACGAAGUAACAUGGUGUUUCUGUUACUUCGAUCACAGAUGUAAUAAUUCUACUACUAUUACUGUUUCGACAUUGUUAUUGUUUAUAGGUAUUGCAGUACAAAAACUUUUUAUUUGAAAUAGUCACUAAACAUCAUAACAUCAUCUUUGAAAUAUUUAUAUUCUCAGCUUACUCAGGUUUAGUUUCUAAUUGGCUUACUUUCAAAUCAUUAAAUUAAAUAAAAUUCGUUUAUUUAGCUACUUCAGGUGACCCUUGUA